AUUACUUCACAUCCUGUACAAAGACACACUGUUGGCAUAUCGUUUGGUACUGACUAUUCAACUCACACUCUCUCUAAUGAGGUUUCCCAAUAAGACGUUCUGAUAUUGUUGGAAAAGUGCAGCUAAUACAGGAUUUCAGGACAUCAUGGACAUGACUCCCACCCCCAGCUCUGGUAAUAGUAACCUGAAUGAAGCCAACAAUUGUGGAGUGGACCUCAGCCAAGAUGCCAUCUACCUUCCUGUAAUCUACAGUAUCUUCUUCAUCAUUGGCACUCCCCUCAAUCUGAUGGCCCUAUUCGGGCUCUAUCGUCUGAUCAAGUCUGAAAACGUCUUACCGGUGUAUGUGAUCAACCUGCUCCUUUCGGAUCUCCUCCAACUGUUCACUGUACCUCUAUGGAUUGACUACUAUCGCAGGGGUCACAGCUGGCGAUUCGGGUCCACUUCCUGCCAGUUAUUGGGGGUCAGUUUCUACGUCAGCAUUUACACCGGCAUUGCCUUCAUGUGCAUCAUCGCUUUGGAGCGCUACUUGGCCAUCGCCAAGCCUCUGAGAUUCCAAGCAUUGAGAAAGCUGAAGUUUGCACGAUGGAUAGCCCUUAGCAUAUGGGUCGUGGUAGCCGUGCCUCCAUCCAUCAUCUUGCGUAAAAUGCAACCCAACGACAAUCACACCCUGUGUAUUGAGGGCUACCCUUCCAAGGAGGGGUUCAUCAUCUACCGAUUAAUCACCUUAUCCCUGUCCUUCAUCAUCCCUCUCGCCUUCAUCGUGAUCCUCCACCGGAAGACCCUGAGGUCUUUGUCGGCCAUUGGUACCUUGGGAAUGGAAGAGAAGCACCGCAUCAGGGGGCUUCUCAUUCUGCUGAUGGUCAUCUUCAUCCUGGUCCUCGGCCCCUACCACAUCACAGGAUGCGUGAAGUACAUUGGAUUGCUUCUCCACGGUGACGCCUGUGAGUGGGAGAAGGCAGUGUUUGUGCCCUACCAGCUGGGCAGGGGUUUGCUGAGCCUCAACAGUGUGCUGGACCCUAUACUUUAUACGUUCCUGAGGAGUGACUUCAGGGCGGCUGCAGGCCAUUACCUGCCCUGCCUGAGGAGAAUGCAGGAGUCUGUAUGCAGGACUGUGAGUCAUCAGAGGACCACCACUAAGACCCCUAGUACUCUCUCAGAUCACUCUGAUUCUAUCUAAACCCAAACCAGACAUUUGUAACAUACCUGUACAGGAUGUACAGUACCUAGCUAGAUGCUAUCUGCUUGUAUUAUAAUGUAAUAACCAGAUUUUAAAAAACCAUCACCAGGACCACUAUUAUCCUUGAAGACCCCACAGAGAGACCCUGAUUCAACCUGUGAUGAACAUUAAUACUGAACAUUAUUCAUAAAUGCUGCAGAACAAAGGUUAUACUGUGGGAAAGGAAAAUCUCUAAGAUAUACAUAUAUUUCGUAUUAUUAGUUUUUACAAAAACUGUUUGUUUCUUUAAACAGUGCCAGUGGGUUUUGGAAAGUACAUUCUUGAUUGAGACAGACGUGAUUUGCCUCACAUUGCCACAGCCAGGAAGUUGCCAGAUUUGGGAUUUCAUGUGGCAGGCAGCUGGUCUCGCAGAAGGACUGGUGUCCUCAUAAUAAAUUCACAUUUCCUCUUUCAAGCACCAAACAAUUUCACAAAAGGAACUUGCCUAGAAACAGAUCCUGUUCCAAAUCAAUUGGAAGUUGUUUUACAAACUUGUUUUACAACUUUGUUUAAACAAACUUACAAACUAGACCUGAAACAUAUAAGAUAAACUGCUGAAGGACUGAACAUAGUUGUAAUCCUUCGUUGUCCACAAUAGUGUAUAUUUGACACUGGGGAGAAAAAGAAUGUAGUACUUUGAUGAUUUGGAGUUGCCUCUGGCAACUGAAAGGGAUGGUUCGACGAGACUGUUCUACCUGUUUAUAAAUAGCAUCGUACCCAACUGAGGACCACAUGUACACAAGAAUUGGAAGUGGUUUUGUAAUGUGGGGCAAUGUGUAAUAUUGUAUUUCUGUCAGCAUUGCAAUGCUAAAUGUAAAUAAAUCUAUAUCACAAA
Messenger RNA from Oncorhynchus tshawytscha (Chinook salmon), 2051 nucleotides. RefSeq lists its product as uncharacterized. Gene Ontology annotation, cellular component: membrane. Bases 146 to 1177 code for a protein of 343 amino acids. The transcript is spliced from 2 exons. Gene Ontology annotation, biological process: G protein-coupled receptor signaling pathway. Gene Ontology annotation, molecular function: G protein-coupled receptor activity. The record is from RefSeq and is a predicted model, not a curated record. Lineage: Eukaryota; Metazoa; Chordata; Actinopteri; Salmoniformes; Salmonidae.